AUGGGUAUCUCGGAUAAUGAUGUGCAAAAGCAGUUGCGCCAUAUGAUGGCUUUCAUCGAACAGGAGGCCAACGAAAAGGCUGAGGAAAUUGAUGCUAAAGCCGAAGAAGAGUUCAACAUAGAAAAGGGUCGUUUGGUGCAACAGCAACGUCAAAAGAUCAUGGAAUUUUACGAGAAAAAGGAGAAGCAAGUUGAAUUGCAGAGGAAGAUCCAAUCCUCAAACUCGCUCAAUGAAGGGCGACUUUUGUGUCUAAAGGCUCGUGAGGACCACAUGCGAAACGUGCUCGAUGAAGCUCGUAUGAAUCUGUCGAAGAUUUCUAACGAUCAAGCGCGAUAUCCUGCGAUUCUAAAAGGACUUAUUAUGCAAGCUUUACUUCAAAUGCUUGAGAAGGACGUACUUCUUCGGUGUCGCGAGAGGGAUCUCAGUCUUGUCGAAAAACUUCUCCCUGAGUGUCUCGAUGCUCUUGAGAAGGAAUGGGGCGAGAAAACAAACGUGAAAAUCGACAAAAAUUUUCUGCCAUCAGAAGCUGCCGGUGGUAUUGAGCUUUCAGCAAAAGGAGGUAAAAUUAGGGUUUCAUCUACACUGGAGAGCCGUUUGGAGUUAAUUGCUAACCAGGUUAAAAGUGCAGUGUAUGGUUGUGGAUUGUCGGCAUCUGGAGCGCUCGCGAUCCCACGAUUGGUCGUGAAUGACUUUGUCACAUCUAGAGAAGCACACAAACCCCUACGCAUAACUCAUAUGAACACACGUGGAAUUAAACACAUAGCAGCUGGAUUUGGUUUCUCAUUGUUCGCGUCCAAGGACAAACUUUUCGGAUCUGGUUUGAACAACAGGUUUCAAAUUACUAGUCACGUAAGAGAUACCGAUUGCAAACUUCAAGAGUACUAUAUCAGCGCUAAACGAAUCCUGCUUCCUGGAAGCGAGGACUCGCCAUUGCCUGUUGUUGAAAUUCCCAGUGAUUCUCCUGCAGUAGCCGUGCACUGCACCCUCGACACUUCAUUCGUCCUCACAGAAAGCGGCGAAGUCUUUGCAUUUGGUUUGAAUGAGGAUGGACAAUGUGCGAAUCACUCAUUUGGCAUCCAGUGGCAGCCUACGAAAAUUCUAGAUUAUCAAAAUCUUUCUGCCCAAUUUAUGGAGCACUACUACGUUCCGCGUCAUAUACUUGCAAGGUUCCAGGUGAUGCAGUUGGAGAGAAAAAAUGACACAUCGAUUUCUGGAAGUUCGGAUACCAUAAUGGCGUUGUCCGAGAAAGGUGAACUUUUCAUAUGGGGCCAAUGCGAGUACGGACAAGGUGUUGUUGGUGCAGAUAAUCUGAGCUUUUCCCGUUAUAUCCCAUUUCCACCUGGGAAAAUCGUCUCGGUAGGAUCAACCGCCAGUUCUUGCGUUGCAAACACGGAGAGUGGAGAAGUUUACGUGUGGGGUGUUGGUCUGGUUGGUCUCGGUCCAAAUACGCAGAAGCUAGAUCGCCCAACAUUGAUGGAUGCACCGCUUUUUGGAAGGGAAAAGGUUGUUAAAGUAUACGCGGGGAAUACCUCGUGUGGCGCGAUCAGUUCAAGUGGGCGUCUAUUUGUUUGGGGUCAGAACAGAUACGGUUUACUUGGACUUGAACAUGGAAAGGAUCAGUAUUUCCCUCUUGAAGUUUUCUUCCCAUAUGACGUAAAAGGAAAGCCGAAAACUGUGAAAGACUGUUGCACGUUGAAGAAUCCGGAUGAUGUGAAACUUUCACAUGAGCACCAAAUGUGGAAAUGGGCUGAACUGGACGAAGCCAUCAAAAUAGCUGAAUAUGCAGAAAUGGGAGCGUUACUGAGAAAGUUCAAAGCAUAUGUGGAUAACUUGAAAAUCAUAAUAUAUUACAUGUUUUGUUUGAUUCAUGUUGAUCAGAAGUGUAGUGCAUUUGUCUCGCUGUCAUGUGAUCUGAUGUAA
This is a messenger RNA of Ostertagia ostertagi, 1920 nucleotides long. The record is from the annotation of a GenBank genome assembly. Lineage: Eukaryota; Metazoa; Nematoda; Chromadorea; Rhabditida; Trichostrongylidae.